Molecule: messenger RNA, 1166 nt
Organism: Eutrema salsugineum
Lineage: Eukaryota; Viridiplantae; Streptophyta; Magnoliopsida; Brassicales; Brassicaceae
Product: carboxymethylenebutenolidase homolog
Exons: 2
Coding region: 39-1007 (322 amino acids)
Molecular function (GO): hydrolase activity
Source: RefSeq, a predicted model, not a curated record
AAAAUUCUGGACCAUUUAAUCCUGGAAAGACACCUACAAUGGCUACGUCCUUGACCUCUCUUUCCUCCUCCGUUGAAACCGGAGCACGACCACCGAUCAACCGACACGGCCGCCACCGUCUUCCCCCUUCGCGCCUCUUCCCUCUCCCUCCUUAUGCACCUUCCAUCUACUCUGCAUCUUACUCAGACAUCACGAGCUGCUCUUGGAGACGACGCUCUUUGAAGAACAUUUCUGCGCUCGAGACCUCUGAUGGCACCGUUAACGUUGACGUAGACGAUGACGAAGAAGAACAAGAAGAAGAAGCGUGUGAGCUGGUUAACAGAGCAGAAGUGUCAAUUGACGGCGUUGAAGCUCACCUUUUAACGGCGGUAAAGAAUAACAACGGAACUGGAUUGCUUAUACUCUCUGAUGUCUUCGGCUUCCAGGAUUCAUCCACAAGCGACUUCGCUUAUCGUGUUGCUUGCAAUGGCUACAAUGUUCUUGUCCCGGACCUGUUCCAUGGAGAUCCAUGGUCGAAAAACCGACCAGAGUCCGAAUACGAGGAAUGGAGAAAAGGACAAGACCCGAACCGGAUCCGAGAAGACGUAACAGCGUUGACCAAAUGGAUGGUUGAUGAAUUUGCAGCGGCCGGGAUCUCCAAGAGGCUAGGAGUGAUGGGAUUCUGUUUUGGCGGUGGACGCGUUGUAGACGUGUUAGCCGCCGAUCAGAACGGUUACUUUAGCACCGGAGUGUCCUUCUAUGGAACCAGAAUAGACUCUUCGGUGGCCGGAGAAGUAAAAGUCCCGGUCUUGUUCAUUGCCGGAGACAGAGACCCGCUUUGCAAAGUAGAGGAUUUGAAGGAAAUUGAGGAGAAAAUUGGUGGUGAAGGGUCGAAGUUUGUUGUGUUUGAAGGAAGAGCUCACGGCUUUGUUCACAGGCCGGAGACACCGGAAGAUGAUAGAGACGCCGAGGAAGCUUUUGCCAUCAUGAGGAAUUGGUUACAUCAUCAUCUGCUGCUUGGAAACUAACGAUUUUAUUCUGUGCUCUAUGUACAUCCCGUUUAAAAAGAACUUCCGAUUCUUGUAGAAAUCUAGGUAUCUGGAUCCGUUUAAAAUAAAACUUAGUUAACAAAAUAGCUAGAUAAUCGGAAUUUGCUAAAACCGAUUAUGAGUUACCAGAUCAAAUCU